Messenger RNA from Cololabis saira (Pacific saury), 3548 nucleotides. RefSeq names its product ligase III, DNA, ATP-dependent (gene lig3). Lineage: Eukaryota; Metazoa; Chordata; Actinopteri; Beloniformes; Belonidae. Gene Ontology annotation, biological process: lagging strand elongation; DNA recombination; DNA biosynthetic process. The record is from RefSeq and is a predicted model, not a curated record. The transcript is spliced from 21 exons. Gene Ontology annotation, molecular function: ATP binding; DNA binding; DNA ligase (ATP) activity. Bases 133 to 3162 code for a protein of 1009 amino acids. Gene Ontology annotation, cellular component: DNA ligase III-XRCC1 complex.
GUAGUAGCGAACGUUACUUGCCUCUGAGAGUGUAGUUGGCUAAUAAACAUGAGGAGAGCUUGCAAUUUAAAUCUUUCUUUUACACUUUGCACAGCUUUCGCAAGGUUAUAGCCUUCACACCCUCACUGCUACAUGCAGAAAUCUCUUAUUUUAUUAUUUCACAAGACUGCCUGUGCAGGCCGACAACCCUUUGGAACAGUUGUCAGAUGUCAGCAGCUGUCAAAGGCAUGCAGAGCCUUCCUCGUCUCUUCACGCUUUAAACAGUUACCAUCACCCAUUCAUGCAGUAAAACUGUCAGGAGAAACCUGUCAUUUUUACUCUGUAUCUCAUAAGCAUAGCUUUCUUCAGAACUGCCCUCCCUGGCUUUACCUGAACUGGUGUUUUUGUAGCCAGCCAGACAUGUCAGAACAGAGGUUCAUCGUGGAAUAUGCCAAACGUGGCACUGCAGGAUGCAAGAAAUGCAAGGACAAAAUCAUGAAAGGUAUAAUUCGCAUUGGGAAGAUAGUGCCAAACCCUUUUAGUGAAUCUGCCGGGGAGAUGAAAGAGUGGUAUCAUGUGAAGUGCAUUUUUGAGAAGCUAGAGAGGGCAAGAGCCACCACAAAAAAGAUAGAAGACAUCACAGAGCUGGAAGGCUGGGAGGAGCUGCAGGAUGAAGACAAGGAUGUCAUUAAUAAACACGUUUCAGAUCUGAUGGCCAAAGUUAAUGCAAGUCCAAAAAAGAAGGUGCAGGGCAAGAUGAAUACCACUGGUCAGCUGAUGGCCCCUCCUGCUGACCCAUCUGUCAACGCGCCGCGCAAGUUUUCAGGCUUCACUGCUACGAAGGCAGGCGGCUCCAGCAGCUCUGGGCCGUCCCCGUCCCCUGCCAAACCCAGCCAAGGCAGCCCUCUGUCCGCUCAGCUGUGCGACCCCCAGCACAAAGACUGCCUCUUCAGGGAGUUUCGCAAACUCUGCGCAGUGGUGGCUGAAAACAACAGUUAUAACACCAAGACACAGAUCAUCGAGAAGUUCCUGAGAAAGGGUGCUGCCGGAGACAAGUUCCACGGAGAUCUUUUCCUGACGGUGAAGUUGCUCCUGCCAGGCGUGGUAAAAAGUGUUUAUAACCUCAACGACAAGCAGAUUGUAAAACUCUUCAGCCGCAUAUUCAAGUGCAACCCGGACGACAUGGUGCGCGAUCUGGAGCAGGGUGACGUGUCUGAGACUGUGAGGAUGUUCUUUGAGGAAAGUAAAUCUUUUCCUCCUGCCGCCAAGAGCCUUCUUACCAUCCAGGAAGUAGACGCAUCCUUGAUGCGCCUCGCCCAGAUGACAAAGGAAGAUGAGCAGCAGAGCGAGCUGGAGGAUAUCGCCAAAAAAUCCACCAGUAAUGACCUAAAAUGCAUCAUCAGGCUAAUAAAGCACGACUUAAAGAUGAAUUCUGGUGCAAAACACGUUUUGGACGCCGUGGAUCCAAAUGCGUACGACGCCUUCAAGGCAUCUCGUAAUCUUGGUGAUGUGAUUGAGAGGGUCUUGAGAAAUCAGCAGGAGGCGUCUAACGGUUCAGGACCCAGGAAGCUCCUGACAGUGGAGGCCUCGCUCAUGACCCCCGUGCAGCCUAUGCUGGCGGAGGCGUGUAAAUCCAUCGAGUACGCCAUGAAGAAAUGCCCCAAUGGAAUGUACUCUGAGAUCAAGUAUGACGGGGAGCGCGUGCAGGUCCACAAGAAUGGAGACACCUUCAGCUACUUCAGUCGCAGCCUCAAACCGGUUCUACCGCACAAAGUGGUCCAUUUCAAAGACUACAUCCCUCAGGCCUUUCCUGGUGGCCACAGUAUGAUACUCGAUGCGGAGGUCCUUCUGAUCGACACAAACACCAGCAAACCUCUCCCCUUUGGGACUUUAGGGGUUCACAAGAAAGCAGCCUUUCAAGAUGCCAAAGUAUGUCUUUUUGUCUUCGACUGCAUCUACUUCAACGGUGUGAGUCUCAUGGAGAGGCCUCUGUCUGAACGCAGGAAGUUCCUGCAUGACAACAUGGUUGAAGUCACCGACAGGAUCCUUUUCUCAGAAAUGAAGCACGUCACCAGGGGAGCAGAUCUGGCUGACAUGAUAACGCGUGUCAUCAGAGAAGGACUUGAGGGCCUGGUGCUCAAAGAUGUAAAGGGCACCUAUGAACCGGGGAAGCGACACUGGCUGAAGGUGAAGAAGGACUACCUGAACGAGGGAGCAAUGGCAGACACGGCUGACCUGGUGGUCCUGGGAGCCUUCUAUGGGAAAGGGUCAAACGGAGGCAUCAUGUCCAGUUUUCUCAUGGGCUGCUACGACCCAGAUGCCAAGAAAUGGUGCACAGUCACCAAGUGCUCCGGAGGCUACGAUGACGCCAUGCUGGCCCGGCUCCAGAAAGAGCUGGAUGUGAUCAAAAUCAGCAAGGACCCAAGUAAACUCCCAGGCUGGAUAAAAAUCGUCAAGAACUAUUAUCCGGAUUUUAUUAUCCGUGAUCCUGAGCAAGCGCCCGUCUGGGAAAUCACGGGGGCUGAGUUCUCCAAAUCUGAAAUGCACACUGCUGACGGCAUCUCCAUCCGCUUUCCUCGAAUGACGCGAAUCCGCGACGACAAAGACUGGAAGAGCGCCACCAACCUGCACCAGCUCAAAGAGCUGUACCGCAUAUCGAAGGAGAACUUUGACUUUAAAGUGACGGCCGGUCCUUCAACAUCCAACGAUGACAAAGGGUCAUCAGGGGGAGAUAGUGGAGGAAACUCUCCGUCAGGCCCCAGGAGCGCUCCACCCAAGAAGCAGCGCAACAGCACACCGUCCAAACCAAAGGCGGUGAAGUCCGAGCCUCGGACCCCCAAAUCAGAAGCCCCCAAGGCAAAAAAGAUGAAGAAAAGUGAAAGUGUUCACAGCAACGGCCAGCCCAAACCGCAAGCAACAUCUCAGCUGCUGGAGCCCAGACACGACAAGACGCUGCUGGACAUAUUCAGCGGGGUGAAGCUGUUCCUCCCCACCUCCGUUCAGGACUUCAACAAGUUGAGGAGGUACUUCGUGGCGUACGAUGGAGACCUGGUCCCGGACUACGACGCUGCGUCUGCCACGCACACGCUGGCCGAGCCCGACGACAACGGCCAGGCCCAGAAGGUGUCAUCCAGCUGGAUCUGGGAAUGCAUCCGGAAGAGGCGCGUCGUCCGUCCCUGUUAGAGGAACGGAUAAAAAAGACAAACCACUGCUCAGCUGUUGAACUUGUUCUGGUUGAACGGGUCGUUUGUUUGCAGGGACACAUUUCAGUUGAAGCUGCUCUCAGGUCAUUUCUUCCACCAUUGCAAGGCUACCAGACUUCUUAUUCAGUUCUGACAUCUGAUUUCCUUUCGUCAUGUCCUGUUUGGAAAAUUAUGUAAUAUGUAGCUUUUUUGUGAGAACUUACAAAAUUUAGUUAAAGCCAGUAAACCAUGAACUACAUCAGCUGAACAACUUUAACGGUUCAUUAUGAGAAGAAAAUACUAUUUUUUAACGAAGACAUUUGUGAGAAAUGAUCAUGAACUGACAGCAAAUCAUUCUGCCUUCAGAAAUAAACGAGAUGCUGAUGA